Messenger RNA from Populus euphratica (Euphrates poplar), 1647 nucleotides. Its product is annotated as homogentisate phytyltransferase 1, chloroplastic-like. Gene Ontology annotation, cellular component: membrane. The transcript has 13 exons. NCBI's taxonomy places the organism in Eukaryota, Viridiplantae, Streptophyta, Magnoliopsida, Malpighiales, Salicaceae. The record is from RefSeq and is a predicted model, not a curated record. Gene Ontology annotation, molecular function: prenyltransferase activity. The coding region runs from base 82 to 1296 and encodes 404 amino acids.
UUGAUUGCUACACGUCUUUUGGAGCCAGGAGAAAAACAACUGAGAGUCCAUUUCUUGAUUGAUUAAGGGAUUGUCAAAAAAAUGGAGUCUUUGCUUCGUGGGUCCUUUCCUCAGCUUAGCUCUUCACUUCCUUGUGAUGGGAAUUACCUGGGCGAGACCAAAUUCAAAGUGGGUCAUUCUCCAAGAGAAGUUCAGGUUUACAGGUGCAGAGCAAGGAAGAUCCUAGAAAGACAGUGUGUUGUUAGGUUUCAGCGGCAUCAUAGUGGAUUUUCUGUGAAAAAAUCUACAAAUUACCAGGAAAAUAAUGCUAAGUUCUUAGUGCAUGCUACCUCUGGGCAACCUUUUGAAUCUGAGUCUGGAGCUUAUAAUCCUGAGAGUACUUCAAAAUCUGUCAAAAAUGCCUUAGAUGCUUUCUACAGAUUUUCACGGCCUCACACUGUUAUAGGCACAGCUUUGAGCAUCUUAUCAGUUUCUCUCCUUGCAAUUGAGAAGCUCUCGGAUAUUUCUCCACUAUUUUUCACAGGGGUGUUGGAGGCUGUGGCUGCUGCUCUCAUGAUGAAUAUUUAUAUUGUGGGUUUAAACCAGUUGACUGACAUCGAAAUAGACAAGGUUAACAAGCCAUAUCUUCCAUUGGCGUCGGGGGAGUAUUCCAUAAGUACUGGUGUGAUGAUUGUUACAUCUUUCUCUAUCAUGAGUUUUUGGCUUGGAUGGAUCGUAGGUUCGUGGCCAUUAUUUUGGGCUCUUUUCAUCAGUUUUGUUCUUGGAACAGCAUAUUCAAUCAAUCUGCCACUGUUGAGAUGGAAAAGGUUUGCGUUCGUUGCAGCGGUGUGCAUCCUAGCUGUUAGGGCAGUGAUUGUUCAACUUGCCUUCUAUCUGCAUAUGCAGAGCCAUGUGUAUGGAAGACCACCUGUCCUUUCAAGACCUCUAAUUUUUGCAACUGCAUUUAUGAGCUUCUUCUCAGUUGUUAUAGCUCUUUUCAAGGACAUACCUGAUAUUGAAGGAGAUAAGAUAUUUGGCAUUCGUUCUUUUACAGUGCGUUUGGGUCAAAACCGGGUAUUUUGGACCUGCAUUUCAUUACUUGAAAUUGCUUAUGCUGUUGCCAUUUUGGUUGGAGCAGCAUCUUCCUAUACUUGGAGCAAAUAUAUCACGAUAUUGGGUCAUGGCAUCCUGGCUUCAAUACUGUGGAACCGUGCCAAAUCUGUUGACCUGAAGAGCAAAGCUUCAAUAACUUCCUGCUACAUGUUUAUUUGGAAGCUGUUUUAUGCCGAAUACUUGCUCAUACCACUUGUAAGGUGAUAAUUACCGAUCACUUUAGAAAGUGGAUCCGUAAAUUCUUGACAAUUAUGCUCUGUCCGAACGAAACUUGAAGAUUCCGUAAGGUAUUGCAUGGCCUGGCUUCUUCUGAUAAAUUGUGAAAUGGAAGUUUAACGUGGUUAGAAAAUCGGUGCAGGAAUGCUAUCAUGCAAUGAUGGCAGCAUGCUGUUGCAUUCUUGAUCACGUAAUAACAUAAGAUCUUCAAUUUAGUUACAGUCGAUCUUGAGUUGUGCUUUGGCUCUCACUUGAUUUGGAGCGAGUACUCCAUGGAAUAAAAAGUUGAUGAGAUGUUUAAAUGGCCUUCCCGAAUUCAAAGAGUCCACCUUGUUUCUA